GCAGACUAUAAAAGGGGGGAGCAGGGGAGGAGGAGACUUGUUUUGUUCAAGGAGCUGCAGCAACUCAGAGCUGAAUAGAGAGACGGAAACUUUUCGACCAAAAGGAUUUAGGCUGUGGGGAGGAGGCAUCCCAGGGAUGUGGGCGUCCCUCAGCCUGCUCAUCACUCUCUGCCUGCUCCAAGGGGGCGGUGCGGAGAGUGUUGGGGAUGGGCCUCAUUGUCAGCCGCCUGCGCCGUGGAGGAUAGGGGAGGUGGAGCCUAUGGAGGGGGCGAUGGGCCGGGUGACGGUGGUGGCCCUGUUACAGGCCAGCUGAUUGUUCUGCUUGGUGCAGGCCUCCAGAAUGGACGGCCUGCGCCAGAAGCUGGAGAGUCAGGGACUGAGGGACGUGGCCUACAUGGUCGUUAACCAGCAGGGGGAGCAGGCACAGCGCCUGCACCCCAUGCUGGCACAGAGACUGUCGGUGAACAUCAACCUCUACAAACAGGACGAGCAGCAACCUGAUGUUUGGAAGACACUGGGCGGAGAGAAGGACGACUUUCUGGUUUACGACAGGUGUGGCCGCCUCACGCACCACAUCGCUCUUCCCUACUCCAUCAUCGGUCAGGGCCACGUGGAGAGCGCCAUCAAAGACGCCUACUGCAAACGCACAUGUGGGGAUUGUGUGCACGAGAGCGACACGACACCUGAGGAGUGUGUGGAGAAAGCGGCUGCACAGCCUGACACAGACGCUCCCCCGGUUGUGGAGGACAAUGGUGAGGGAGGUGGACAUCAUGGACAUCACCACCAUGGCCACCACGGUCACGGCCACGGACACCACCACGGUCACCACCAUGGUCACCACCAUGGUCGUCACCAUGGUGAUGGCCAGCAAGCUGUAGGACACCACGGGCACGAGGGACACGUUGGGGCAUCUCACAGGCAACAUAAUUCCGCUUUAGACCAGAUGCAGCAAGAAGCGCAUAUUCCCCAGAUGCCGCAUGGGGCCGAAGCGGCCCCUGCGAGGCCCUGAGUGGAAGAGAACGCCAGAUGUAAGUCAAAGCACAGCUGAAAGUUGGCAGCGGGCUCCGACAACGAAGCCUCUCUUAAGCUCAGCUGAUGCUGCCACUGACGCAGGCUGUUUGGCGAAGCGGGGAGCGAGCAGCCGCUGGGCCUGUGACACUGUGACGAGGCGCUUCCCGCCUCCUGACAGUGACACGGGCUGACGGCCGGCGUAGCCAACGACGUCAGGGAGACCUGACAGUGACGCUCGCCCCCGGCCGGCUGACAGCAGCCUGAGCCGGCCCCGUGAGCCUGAGCCGCCGGUGUGAGCUGAGGAUGAGAGCAGCUGUAGGCCGACUCUGAUUUCAGCCUCAGAUUGAGACCACCUAGAAACACCGGGGGCCAAGCGCUCUUUUAUACCAACUAGUACGACCCUGGGAGAGGUCAGGGCAAGCCUGCGCGCCACGCACGUGGGACAGAUGAACACAAGUCCAAAGUCACACGGGUAAAUAACGCCAACAAUUUGUCGGCCGGCCGAGGUAUACAAAUCCAAGAAUACAUGCUGUGUUUCGCCUGUUCUCCAUGUGUCGGUCUGCGGGUUGCCCUCGUCCUGUCUCAGGAUGCUUGUGGUUGUCGGUGUUCACAGAUGGGCCCCCCCGCCGUUUUUGCUCUCUCCAUCCUUCAUGAAGCCAGGCGCAGAAACUACGCUCUAGUGGCGUCUGUUGGAAGUCAGGAUGGAGGGAGAGGAGAGGGUCGUUCGUGAACACGACAAACACGUUAAACAUUACCGGAGGAGAGGUUAGGAGGAAACAGAAGAAGAAUAGAAGAAAAAGUGUACAAUCUGCGAAGAGAAAAUCAAACUAGAACCGAAAAAGAGAAGUUUGCAGUAAAUGCCACAUUUAUUUGUUAGCGAAACCUGAAAAGCACUGUUUUUAUUUUCUUGGAACACAGUUCUGAUCACAUUUAAAAGCUGAAACUUUAGUGCAGGCUAUUGUUUGUUGUUCAUGAGCGCAUAUAAACCACCACAAAAAAAACAUGUAUCUAGCAUAGUUUGUUUGAUAAAAAAAAAUAUACAUUUAAAAUGCUGAGUGCAAGAAAAACAAAUGAAAAGACUCUAUUGAAGUGAGGAGGGCAGAGGGGAAAAUGAGCGUGAAGCUGCAACUGUUGGAAUACGCUCUCUGUACUCAAUGAUGGUUUCAGCGGAAAGAUUAAAAGUCACCCUGAAAACCUGAUGCUUGUACAGGAAACUGUAUUGUGUAACGAAUGUCAAACAUAGAACCGAGAGCUGAAUAAAGAUGGUUGAGUUACUUUUGA
Molecule: messenger RNA, 2292 nt
Organism: Pungitius pungitius (ninespine stickleback)
Lineage: Eukaryota; Metazoa; Chordata; Actinopteri; Perciformes; Gasterosteidae
Gene: selenop
Product: selenoprotein P
Exons: 5
Biological process (GO): selenium compound metabolic process
Cellular component (GO): extracellular region
Molecular function (GO): selenium binding
Source: RefSeq, a predicted model, not a curated record